AUGUCUGGUGCUGUUGGUAUCGAUAUCGGCAACGCCAACACCGUUGUUGCUGUCGCCCGCAAUCGCGGUAUUGAUGUCAUUGUCAAUGAAGUCUCAAACAGAUCUACACCGUCCCUCGUCGCGUUCGGCGCCAAAAACAGAUUCAUUGGCGAGGCCGCAAAGACUCAGGAAAUCACAAACAUCAAAAACACGCUUGGUUCCCUAAAACGCAUCCUCGGCCGCUCAAUCAACGACCCAGAGGUCGAGUACGAGAAGCGCUUCAUCGCUGGCGAGCUCGUCGAUGUCCACGGAUCCGUCGGAGUCAAGGUCAACUACCUCGGCGAAAAGGCCACCUUUACCGCCACUCAGCUCGUCGCCAUGUAUCUCGGCAAGAUCAAGCGCAUAACCGAGAAUGAGAUCAAGGUGCCGGUGACUGACGUUGCCUUGGCUGUCCCGGGCUGGUACACCGACGUCCAGCGUCGCGCGCUCAUCGACGCCAGCCAUAUCGCCGGCCUCAACCCUGUCCGUCUUGUGAACGAGACCACUGCGGCCGCCAUCUCGUACGGUGUCUUCCGCACUUUUGCCGAGGGCCCGGCCAAGAACGUUGUGUUUGUCGACAUUGGCCACUCUUCGUACAAUGUGUCGAUUGUGGCGUUCAAGCAGGGCGAGAUGAAGGUUCUCUCGUCUGCGUACGACACGCACUUUGGUGGCCGCGACUUUGACUUUGCGCUCACGGAGCACUUUGCGGACGAGUUCAAGGAAAAGUACAAGAUUGACGUGCGCGAGAACUUGAAGGGAUACUCGCGGGUUGCUACCCAGACCGAGCGGUUGAAGAAGAUUUUGUCUGCGAACGCGACUGCGCCGCUUAACAUUGAGUCGGUGAUGAACGACGUCGAUGUCGCGUCUGUGUUGCAGCGACCCGAGCUCGAGGAGCUGGUGAAGCCGUUGCUGGCCCGACUUGUUGAGCCGUUGCAGAAGGCGAUUGCAGAGUCGAAGCUGACGAUUGCGGAUAUUGACUCGGUCGAGCUUAUCGGUGGCUGCACCCGAGUUCCGUCGAUCAAGGAGACGAUUUCAAAGUUCUUUGGCAAGCCGCUCUCGUUCACGCUCAACCAGGACGAGGCUAUUGCGCGGGGCUGCGCGUUUGUGUGCGCGAGCCACUCGCCUACGCUGCGCGUCCGUCCGUACAAGUUCGAGGACGUGAACCAGUACUCGGUCACGUUCCAGUGGGAGGCGGUUGCGGACGAGGACUUGAGUGAGUUGGAAGUUUUCCCGCGUGGAAACGCGAUCCCGUCGACGAAGAUCAUCACGUUGUUCCGCGACAGCGACUUUGAUAUCGAGGCGCGGUACACGGACGCGAGCACGCUUCCGGGCGGGAUUUCGCCGUGGGUCGGACGAUGGACUGUGAAGGGCGCGAAGAAGAGCGAGAAGGGAGACGCGCCGGCGGUCAAGAUCCGGCUGCGGACGGACCACUCUGGCCUUGUGACUGUUGACUCUGCGUACACUGCGGAGGAGGUCACGGUCGAGGAGCCGAUUGAGGAGGAGGGCGAGGAGAAGAAGGAGGGCGAGGAGAAGAAGGAGGUGAAGACGAGGACGGUGAAGAAGUGGGUUAAGCGCGAUACGUUGUCGAUUGUGCAUGCUACGACAGCGCUGGAGAGCGGGUUGAAGAACGAGUUUAUCGAGCGCGAGAACCAGAUGGUUGAGGACGAUAAGCACGUUGCUGAUACGGAAGACCGCAAGAACGCGUUGGAGGAGUACAUCUACGACAUGCGGGGCAAGAUCGAGGACCGGUACGCGGACUUUGCGUCGGAGGAGGAGAAGAGCAAGUUGCGCGCGAUGCUGGACGAUGCGGAGGACUGGCUGUACGGAGACGGCGAGGACGCGACGAAGGCGCAGUACAUUGCCAAGUUUGAGGAGUUGAACGCGGUGGGAGGGGUGAUCAAGGGCCGGUACAUGCAGGCUGAGAAUGAGAAGAAGGAGGCGGAGCAGCGGAAGAAGGAGGAGGAGCAGAGAAAGAAGGAUGAGGAGCAGCGGAAGAAGGAGGAGGAGGCGCGGGAGGCUGCUGCCGCUGCUGCGUUUGCUGCGUCGCAGAAGAAGGCGAGCGAGGAGGUGAAGGACGAGGAGAUGCGGGAUGUCGAUUAGACGGUUGAUAUAUAGUAAGAAUAGUUAUUGUUUCAAUGAAUCUGCUGAAGGUGUAAGAAUGCAUGUGCGUACGGAGAGUCAGCGAUUAGUAAUAAGUUAAAAUAAGUCAGGAGUAUUAGAGUUUAA
Messenger RNA from Myxozyma melibiosi, 2244 nucleotides. Its product is annotated as heat shock protein 70 family. The record is from RefSeq and is a predicted model, not a curated record. Gene Ontology annotation, biological process: protein folding. Gene Ontology annotation, molecular function: ATP binding; ATP-dependent protein folding chaperone. NCBI's taxonomy places the organism in Eukaryota, Fungi, Ascomycota, Lipomycetes, Lipomycetales, Lipomycetaceae. The coding region runs from base 1 to 2118 and encodes 705 amino acids. Gene Ontology annotation, cellular component: cytosol; nucleus. The transcript is spliced from 3 exons.